Molecule: messenger RNA, 1933 nt
Organism: Vitis riparia (riverbank grape)
Lineage: Eukaryota; Viridiplantae; Streptophyta; Magnoliopsida; Vitales; Vitaceae
Product: valencene synthase-like
Exons: 8
Coding region: 1-1740 (579 amino acids)
Biological process (GO): diterpenoid biosynthetic process
Molecular function (GO): magnesium ion binding; terpene synthase activity
Source: RefSeq, a predicted model, not a curated record
AUGUCAUACACCCGCUUCUUGUGGGCUAUCUUACUCGUGUCCAUCCUUAGCAACAUGUCUUCUCAUUCCUUAGCCCAAAAUUAUAAAUCGGAGGUAAAUCGGCCGAUGGUAAACUUUCACCCAGGCAUUCGAAGCAAUCGUUUCAUCAACUACACUCCUGAUGAUGAGAUAACCCGUGCCUAUAACCAGAAGCAGGUUGAAGAUUUGAAAGACGAAGUGAGGAGAGAGCAACUGGCAGCUGCUGGUAAGCCUUCACAGCAGCUGAACUUCAUAGAUGCAAUUCAAAGACUCGGGGUGGCAUACCACUUUGAAGAAGAAAUAGAAGAAGCAUUAAGACACAUCUGUGAUGACCACCAUUACAGUGAUGAUAAAUAUGAUGAUCUGUAUAAUGUUUCUCUCCGAUUUCGGCUUCUAAGACAACAAGGGUACAAUAUUUCAUGCGAUGUAUUCAACAAGUUCAAAGAUAAAAAUGGUAGCUUUAGGGAAUCUCUGAUUGGAGAUGUGCAAGGCAUGCUAGGUUUGUAUGAAGCUGCACAUCUCAGGCUUCAGGAAGAGGAUAUACUAGAUGAAGCACUUGCUUUCACCACCACUCACCUCAAGUCUUUGGUAAAACAUUUAGACCAUCCUCUUGCAGUACAAGUAAUCCAAGCCCUACACCAGCCCAUUAGGAAGGGUUUGGAGAGGCUGGAGGCAAGGCCUUACAUAUCCAUCUACCAAGAUGAAGCUUCACAUAGUAAAGCUUUAUUGAAACUUGCCAAGUUAGAUUUCAACCUACUGCAGUCAUUGUAUAAGAAAGAGUUAAGCCACAUCACCAGGUGGUGGAAAGAUUUAGAUUUCUCUUCAAAGUUACCUUUUGUCCGGGAUAGAGUGGUGGAAACCUACCUUUGGAUUGUCGUGGCAUGUUUUGAGCCCCAAUACUCAUAUGCUAGAAGAAUACAGACCAAAUUGCUUGUUCUAAUAACAGUGAUAGAUGAUAUCUAUGAUGCGUAUGGGACUCUUGAAGAACUUGAGCUCUUCACAGAGGCAAUUGAGAGGUGGGACAAUAAUGGUAUAGAAAAGCUUCCAGAAUACAUGAAGCCGUGUUACCAGGCUGUUUUAGAUGCCUACAAAGAAAUUGAGGAGAAGGAGAAUGAAGAAAGAUCAUAUUGUGUUCACUAUGCAAAAGAGGCAGUAAGAAUCCUUGACAUAUUCCGGAUGAAAAACUCUGUUCGAGCUUACUUCAAUGAAGCCAAAUGGCUCCAUGGAGAAUAUGUACCAACGGUAGAAGAAUACAUGGGCGUUGCACUAGUAAGCUGUGAUGUCCCCAUGUUCACAAUCAUCUCUUUUGUUGGCAUGGGAUUCAUAGCAACAAAGGAGUCCUUUGAUUGGGUGUUAAACGGCCCAAAGAUCGUCAGAGCUUGCUCCACAAUUAUUAGGCUCAUGGAUGACAUGGCUUCACACAAGUAUGAGCACAAGAGAGGGCAUAUUGCCUCUAGUGUUGAAUGUUACAUGAAGCAAUAUAGUGUCUCAGAGCAACAUGCAUACCACGAGCUUAAUAAGCAGGUUGAGAAAGCAUGGAAAGAUAUAAACCGGGAGUUCCUCAGACCUACUGCUAUUCCAAUGCCUCUCCUUACACGUGUUCUCAAUUUUGCACGCACUGGAGAUUUCAUGUACAAAGGUCGUGAGGAUAUAUUCACGAAUGUUGGAGAAGUGAUAAAAGAUAAUGUUGCUUCAUUGUUCAUUGACCCUGUGCCAAUCUAAGGCUAGCCCGAAGAUUUGUGACGCAAAUAGACUUUAUAGCUUCUACUUUAUUGCCUUUAUGGUUUCGGGCUCCUUUUUGUCUUGGUUUGUUUUGGAGAGCAUGAUAUAGGUUAUGAGUCCAAAUUCUAAUAGCUUAAACUUUUGGGAAACUUAGUUCUCCAACAUGAUAUCAUUUUGUUGUUUAGUACCAACU